GAACCAGGAAACACAAACAGCAACUGAGAGACGUCUGCUGAAGAUGGUUGUGUCGACGCUGCAGCCCUUGGUAAUCACACAAGAUGCUAACUUUCAGAGUUUCGUUAAAGCACUGGACCCCUGUCUUCAAAUUCCCACCACAUCUGUGAUCCGCUCGCAGCUGCUCAGCUUCUACCAAGAAAAAACAAACAGGUUGCGAUUGAUCUUGGCCUCCGCUGACCACGUUGUGCUAACAUGUGAGCUGUGGGCCUCCGGAGCUGAAGACUCCUGUCUGACGGUGGGAUGCCAUUUUGUGAACAAGUAUGGGAACCUCGAGUCUUACAUGCUCCAAACUACCAGCCUGUUCGGAGACGAUUCUGCAGACAACAUUCAGAAUCAGCUCUCAGCCGUCAUGGAGGCGUGGGGCAUCGAAGAAAAGGUCCACACUGUGAUCAGAGCUGGGAUGCCACAACUGAAAACAGUUAAAACCAAAUGGACACACAUGCCUUGUUUUGCUGACACCUUGAAUGUGUUAUUUAAGGAUCUGAUGAGUGACGAGGAGCUGUCGAAUGUUCUCACAAAGUGUCAGAGGAUCGUCAGGUUCUUUACGUAUGAUGCUGAGGCUGAGAAGAUGCUCAGAGAGAUUCAGAAGAAGCUGAAAGUGACACAGGAUGAGCUGAUCAUGUACUCUGGGGACCGAUGGCUUCCCUGGCUGCAAAUGCUUCAACGACUGAAUGAGCAGUACAAGGCCAUGGUGAUGGUGCUUGAUGACAGAGGCAAGACAGAUUUAAUUCUGAAUGAAACGGAUAAAGAGAAAAUCAGGAACAUCAUCUCAGCUCUGAAACCCUUGAAGGAAGCAGCGUCCACAAUGGAAAAGGGGUUUGAGACCAUUUCAGCCAUGCUGCCACUGCUGAAGAAACUCAUGAACAAUCUCAGAGAGGAAGAAAAGAAAAAGAAUCUCGUGGCGCAGACACUGUUGUCAAAAUGUGAAAAGAAAUUUGGUGACGUAAACAACCAUGUACUGGCUCCCAUCACGUUCCUCGAUCCAAGAUUCAAAAACCAGCUGGGAGAGCAAAACAAAAAACAAGCGAUGACGAAGAUCAUGAAGGAUCUCGCUGCAGGCCCCGCCUCCCCUGCUCCUUAUCUGAGGGCUGUACUGGGCAGGUACAUGGACCACGAGUCGACUUCAGAGACGUCAAACCCUUUGUCCUGGUGGAGGCACACAGGAAAGCAGCAUUACGGUGAACUAAGCCAGCUCGCUCUGAAGAAACUUGGGGUCGUCUCUACCGCUGUUCCCCUGGAGAGAGCUUUCUCCGAUGAAGGUGAUCGAUUCUGUAAACUUAGGAGCUCCAUCGAGCCCGAAAACCUCAACAUGAUCCUGUUCCUCAACAGCAACUGGUCCACAAUAUCUUAGAUACAAAUCUGUUGAUCUCUGCACAGAUGAAAACACACACACCCAACUGAACUCACCCCAGCAAGCCAAAUGACGUCCAGUUAAUGUCAUGUUGAUGUCAUUCGGUGACGUUCCGGACUAGUCUAAAUCACGGCCAAAUAGGCGACGUUUUAGACGUCAUUUCCAGGACGUCCUCACCAAGACGUCACCUCGACGGCUUUUUAAUGACCCUAACUGACCACAUAACCGUCCAAUUUAUGUCGUUGAGAGGACGUCUUGGUGACCAUGUCCUGGAAAUGACGUUCAAAUGUCCCCCUAUAGAGGGAAUCGCCUUGUUGUUUACAAAUACUUAUGGGUAGAAAACCAGCAGAGUUUAUAUAUAUAUAUAUAUAUAUAUAUACUGUAUAUGCAGGGGUGGGUAGUAACGCGUUACAAGUAACGCACGUGAGUAAAAAAGUAGUUUUUUUUGAGGAACGAGUACUUUUUAAGUUCCUUUUUUAAAACUGUAUUUCUACUUUUACUCAAGUAUAUUUUUGAGCCAGUAAUCUACUUUUUACUUCACUACAUUUGCCAUUUACCUUCGUUACAACUACUGUAUAUUUCCAAAUAGUCCCUCGGUGGCAAAUAGCCGCUGGGCACACCUAGUAGCCGCUGGGGGUUUGACCCCAUUUUGCGUAUUAAACGCGGGUCCGAUUAAACACCGGGUCGAUUAUUUCCUCAUCCAUUGCCUCAAGGAGGGGUGCGCUUUUACGCACGGGUCGGUGGUGAAGUGGUGCACAUGACUCGGACGGACGGACAGACGAGCCACGUAUCUAAAACAGGUAAUACAUCUGGCUACAUCUUUCCCACAUCAAAUAUCCGUGAUCGCCUUGACCUGCGUGCGUAAAAGCGCACACAGUUCGUGUCCUCUCACCGCGGAUGCUGUGAUUUGAUGGUCCGGUACUCAUUGUAGCCCACUCUUAUAAGACCCAAUAAUAAUAAGUUAGUGUGGACCUAUAUGCCAUGCCUUUUAAUAAAAUUACCAGAGGAGUUCGCUGAAAAGCAGGUAAUGUCUGAAUUACUCGCGUGCGUCCCCGGUGGCAUGCAUGACAUGCAUGGGGAAUACAGCUUCUACAGGCUCGCCAUAGCUCACUGCCAGGACUCAGGGACCAGAAUUCGGGAUGGCGGACCGUCGGGAUGGCGAUAUUUCGGUGUGGCGGCCUGUAACUGUUGGUUAAAUGGCCUCACCGGAUAACUGGGGCUUUACUGGUAUAAUGCAAUAGCACCACCCAGCGGUGAAACCCGUGUACAUGACAAAAAUGACCGGAGCCAGUGAAGAGCUUCUUUUUGUUUGAAAAGAGCCAACUAAAUUAGCAUGUUAGAGAUUUAUGCACAUAUAAUCCCAGUUUAGGACAUAUUUCUUACAAAACAAGGGAGAGAUGGGAUUUUCAUUUUGUUACUGAUAUGGUCAUUUGUAAAAUAGUUCACCUGACACCUGGUGAUCUGGCAGGAAAGUCCUACAGGGACCUGUUAUACCUUUACAAACACAUUUUGGCAACAUGUAAAGCUGGAACUUGGGAACAUUAUAGUGCUAUUGUUUACUAUAUAUUGUUUCUUAAUUAUUUUAUUGGAUUUUAUUUAUUUUGUUAACAGCGAAAAAGACGUAGAAAAGACAAAUUAGUUAUCCACUCAAAUUACAGAUAGGGAAAUGGAGAAAGAAGAGGUUAGGUGAGGAAAAGAGGGGUAGAGUGAAGGAGAUGGAGAGAAGAAGAUCGGUACCUGCUUCAUUAAAAAAAAAAGUUUGAUCAACAAGUGCUGUUUUUUCAUUAUUUUGCACUGGUCCGCACACCCUAAACAAUAUUCAAAUGGAAAGUAACUUGUACUUGAGUAAAUUAUUAACCAGGUACUUUUUACUUUUACUUGAGUAGGUUUCUCAAAUAGUAAUUUUACUUCUACUUGAGUAAUUUUUUAUGGCAGUAAUUGUACUUUUACUUGAGUACAGAUUUUCAGUACUCUACCCACCCCUGUAUAUAUAUGUAUAUAUGUAUAUAUGUAUAUAUAUAUAUAUAUAAACUCUGCUGGUUUUCUACCUCUAAGUAUUUGUAAACAACAAGGCGAUUCCCUCUAUUCAGCUGUGAUCUGGCCCACUUUCUUCACCAAUCGCCAAGAAGACUCAAACCUCGGUCGCAAUCUAAAAAGUUUUUGUACUACGCCUUCACUUAAUCACAUGAAUAAAUUAAUACAUUAAUUAAUACAUAUAUAUAAUAGAGAUGGGGUAAUAGUCUCUGAUGUGACUGGUCAUGAUGUGACUCGAUCACGACCCCAGUCGGGCUCUCUCGGACACGUCCGGGUCCGUCCAUGUUUGCUGGGACAGAUUAACCCAGGGCCACUGCGUCCUACAAAACUCCAGGAUGCUGCGAUCACAAGAACUGACACAAAUUCAGCCAAUCCCCCUGAAUUCUGCACGACCUCACCACUUUGUCAAAACAGGAAUAACCUCCUUUUACUGUCGAGCUGCUGCUGUGUUAGCUCGUGCUAACCAGGCAGAGAGAGCAGGAGGACAGUGAUUCAAGGCGACGGUCCUGCAGCACUGCAUCAAAGCUGCAUUUCAGCUCCCCCCAUCACAAACAGAUUGUAAUUCUGUGGGAAACACCAGAUGCUCAUAGAAACAGGCAUCGAACUAUAUUUGCAAUAAUCACUUGGCCCCAAAACUUUACUGCAAAUAAACGGCUCUGAACUCAAAACAUGAGCUGCAGCUUUUACGAAGCGCUGCCGUGAAAUCAGACAUUUCAAAAACAGCCCAUGAAUGGAGGGGCUGAUAAAAAGAUCUCUUCAGUGUCACAGAUGUUGAGGUGACGACAGAAACUUGAUUUUCAACUUGAGGUUUUUUGUGUUUGUCUUAUUUAGUGUGCCGGGGAAGCACAAGGCAACAGUGCUUAUUAUGCGUCCGUCCUCUUCUGCUUCACCUUCUGUUUGGACUCUCGCUGCGCUACUCGUCUCAUACUGUCGCCAACACAAGGACAAAAAGACAAAAGUACAUCAACACAUGCAGAAUAAUCAGGGACAGUGUGCUAUGACUUUAAUCCCCCCAGCCAUUUUCACAACAAUCUAAAAAAAAACGCCGCCUCUCUACACAAUCCUUGUAACCGACGCAGACGUGCAGUGGGGCGUUUCAGACUCUCCCAGGAACUAAUGUAAAUACACCCCUUGUCUCUGUUGGAUGAAGCUGCGCUGCACAGAUCAGUUCUCUUGCUAACAGAAACUGUACAUGAAGUAUAAAUACAGCGAAUGGAUGUAUUUUUAACAACUAAAUAUCUUCAUAAGGAUUAUUGAUGGUAAAACCUCUGCAGGUUACAGCACCGACACAGGAGGAAAUAACAACAGUUAACACAGACCUUCAUGUCCUGUUUACUCACUCGCUGGUGACAGAAGCACAAAUAUCAAGGACAAUGACCAAAUCGACAAAACCUGCACAUCUACAAAAUCUGGCAGGCGAAAUGCUCCUGAUCAGGUAUGGCACCUUGUGAUGGACCAAACAAAACCGGGUUGCGGGCGGACCUCAGAGAGCUGAAUCGUCCUUCUCGACUCUCUUACAUCAAGAUGGCAGCAAAGAGGACUGAAACAGGGACUAAUUCAUCUCAUACAGUGUCUAGCUUUAGUGGAUCAUAACAUAUCAGGUUUGGAAUUAAUCUGCAGAUGCUCCGGUUCAAAAUGAGACCAAACUUUUCUAUGGACGUCAGUUUUUGAACCACGGCAAAAGACAAAACAAAACAUGAGGCUAACAGCUCCAGUAGUUUGUGAGAUCAGCUGCAGACAGACAGAUUCACACGCACACAAACCUAAAGGUUAAAGACGUGAGCUUGUGAGGUCGUCGUGGGUUCAGCUGCCGGACAGGGAGGAUAAAAGUGGUGAAUAAAAAGUGAUAAAGCGGCGCUCGUUACGACCGCUGAGCCUCUCCAGUCCACCUCAGCAGCAUGUGGAGCUGAAACAGUGACACUGAGUUUUGGCAUCACAAAUCAAAGAUGGCACUGAAAAAGGAAACGCUGGUGCUGAAAAAAGGCCUUAAAAUUGUUUUAUUAUAAUUAUUUUAAAAAAUGUUUGCAUUCUUAAGUUUUUCAAGACAAUCAUCCGUCUUUACUGUUUUUUUCACUGACAGUUUUGUUUUUGUUUUGUUUUGUUUUUUUAAAUUAUGAGACAAAAUUAAAAAAAAUAAAAAAAAGUAAAAUAAAUAAUUCCAAAGAUGGCUUCUGUCAUUUCAGGUAGUUCUUUUCAAGCUAUUUUAUUUUUCUGAUAUGUUUGGUUUUAAUUUGUUAUUUGAUGUCAUUUAAAAAAAAAAAAGGGAGAAACUGAGGUCAUGAUUGACAGCUGUGUGUGCCAACCGGUGUGCUCGCUGUCUGUGGCGCUGCUCAGGAUUUAGUCGGACAGUGUGUGGGCGGGAACUUGAUACUGGCAGACUUUGACUCCAAGUGAUGUCACCAGCUCAAGAUGGCAGUGGUCAUAUCUGAAUAUAUACAUAUAUAUAUAUAUAUAUAUAUGUGGUCUCACUCUGAAGUCAUUGAAUACUGGCGCUUGGUCAGUGACUUCAGGUGUCAGACAGCAAUGAUGAUGAUGAUACACAGCUGGUCAGUGUGUAACAGCACCUGACAGCGUCAGGGGGGAAACACGGCGGGACAACAACAAAAGUUAAGGCAGUGGAAAUAUAUAUAUAUAAUAAAAUUAUAUAAAAUUAAUAAAUAAAGAUAAGAAGGAAAAUUUUAGCGGUUAUUAGAAAAUUGUUUUCAAAAUUCUAUUUAUUUUAAUUUCGAUGCUAAAACAGAUCAGACUGGUUAUACUGGGCAGCUCCUGUGUGUGUGUGUGUGUGUGUGUGUGUGUGUGUGUGUGUGUGUGUGUGUGUGUGUGUGUGUGUGUGUUCUGCAGCCAGCAGGGGGAGCCACCAACAUUUCACACAUUUUAUUUUAUUAUAUUUUAUCUAAUUUUUCUGAUUCUAAAAUGUUGAAGAGAUUCAAGUUUAAGGUGAUUUUAAAUGUGUGGAACAAACAGCAUGUUGAAAAUCUGUUUUAUAACUCAGACAGUUUCUUGCUCUGAUGAUGUCAUGUACUCAGUUUGAUUUCUCUGUGGCUGUGAUGUCAUAUUUCAUGUGAAACAUCUUGUAACUAUAGAAAUAAAGUUUAUCUG
This is a messenger RNA of Epinephelus moara (kelp grouper), 6526 nucleotides long. Its product is annotated as E3 SUMO-protein ligase ZBED1. Bases 44 to 1393 code for a protein of 449 amino acids. The transcript is spliced from 2 exons. Gene Ontology annotation, molecular function: protein dimerization activity. The record is from RefSeq and is a predicted model, not a curated record. Lineage: Eukaryota; Metazoa; Chordata; Actinopteri; Perciformes; Serranidae.